AUGAAUAAUAAAAAUAAAAAAGUAUUAAAUGUAAAUAAUAAUGAUCAAUAUUUUGGAAAUUCAAUACCGUCCUCGCCAAUUAAAAUAGGGAAAGAAAAAAAAGGUUUGGGUACUAUAACAUCAAAACUAUUUUCAAAUUUUAAACUCGAUAGUAGUGAUGACGAAGAAGAUUAUAAUAAUACCUCAACAACCAAUUUAAAUACAACCAUUACACAUUUAGACAAUAGCGCCUAUGAUGAUAGUGAUAAUAGCUAUGAUAGUAGUGAGUUUAUAGAUCACUAUAAAGAGAACUUUUUUCAAUCAGUUUUACAAGAUAUAAAAGAACAAAAAGAGUUAGAAGAAAAAAAAAAGCAUACAUACACCGAUAAUAGUGAAGGUAAUAGUUUUAGUAGCUACAGCAGUUUCAAUAGUGCUAGCUAUGGCAAUAGUAUUGGUACAUAUGAAUCAUUUAAGAAUAUUUUAAAUAUAAAGGAUAGUAGUGAUACUCUUCAACAGGAUAAUAGUAUUGAUAACAAUAACAAUAACAAUAAUAAUGGCAAUAUAGUUUUAGUUAAUCAAAAAAAUUUAUUAUCUAAUAAUAACAAUAAUAAAAAUAAUAAAAACAAUCAAACUAAUAUUAAUGGUUCAAAAAGAAGAAGGAAGAAAAAGGAAAAUAUUAUAUAUACAGAAAAACAAUAUCAACUGUUUUUAGAUAAAAUAAAAAAAGAUACUGAAAAUUGUGGUGGUGAAUUUGCCAAGCUAUUAUUAAAUGUCAAUACAAUUUGUGAUAAUAUUGGUAAAAUAUCAUCAAGUAAUAUGGAAAACUAUGCAUCAACAAUAAAUAAGGCCACUUUAGAGGCUGUUAGGGUAUCAGAGACAUUGAAAAUGCUUAUUAAUUCAUUGGAAUUGUUAAACUCGGAUAUGUUCGAAAUGUAUAAAUUAAAUAGUCAAAUGUAA
This is a messenger RNA of Dictyostelium purpureum, 936 nucleotides long. RefSeq lists its product as uncharacterized. Lineage: Eukaryota; Evosea; Eumycetozoa; Dictyosteliales; Dictyosteliaceae. The transcript is spliced from 2 exons. The record is from RefSeq and is a predicted model, not a curated record. The coding region runs from base 1 to 936 and encodes 311 amino acids.